Messenger RNA from Pararge aegeria (speckled wood butterfly), 1954 nucleotides. It is a transcript of the gene grp, whose product is annotated as serine/threonine-protein kinase Chk1. The transcript has 7 exons. Gene Ontology annotation, molecular function: protein kinase activity; ATP binding. NCBI's taxonomy places the organism in Eukaryota, Metazoa, Arthropoda, Insecta, Lepidoptera, Nymphalidae. Gene Ontology annotation, biological process: protein phosphorylation. Bases 336 to 1907 code for a protein of 523 amino acids. The record is from RefSeq and is a predicted model, not a curated record.
UAAUUCGCUUUCGGGUUUACUUGCAAUUAUCAGGAGUUCUGCUGAUCAUAUUUGCCUAUCUUUAUCAAUUUUAUACGUUAUUCGGUAAGCGGCUACCGUUAUCGGGCGAGGUAGGCGACGGGCGACGGCUGUGUUCGGCAUAGGCUUUGUUCGCAAAACUCCACGUGCCUUCCGCCAUUUAGAAUAAUUUUUGGAAGGAUUUAAGACAUCUGCUUGUUCACGAAAAAAAGUUCGCCAUCGGCAGCGAAGCGGCGUGGUCCACCCGAUCGGGUAGCGGCAGCCGGCCGGCGCUGCGCCCUCGUGCUGACAGUGUGGAUGUUGCAGCCCCGGCUGCUAUGGCGGCGGGCGGCGAGUUCGUGGAGGGCUGGGUGGUGGCGCAGGUGCUGGGCGAAGGAGCCUACGGAGAGGUGCGGCUGCUGGCGCACGCGUCGGGCGCGUGCGUGGCGCUGAAGGCGGUGCGCGCGGACGGGGCGGGCGGGGCGGGCGGGGCGGAGGGCGGCGAGGCGCGCGAGGCGGCGCUGCACCGCGCGCUGCGCCACGCGCACGUGCUGCGCUGCCUGGGCGCGCGGCGCCACGGCGCGCUGUGCUACCUGUUCCUGGAGUUCGCGCCGGGCGGCGAGCUGUUCGAGCGCAUCGAGCCCGCGCGCGGCAUGGCGCCGCCCGCCGCGCGCCGCUACGCGCGCCAGCUGCUGGCCGGCCUGCGCUACCUGCACGCGCGCGGCGUGGCGCACCGCGACCUCAAGCCCGAGAACCUGCUGCUGGGCGCGCGGGACCAGCUCAAGAUCGCGGACUUCGGCCUGGCCACGCUGUUCCGCGUGGGCGGCCGCGAGCGCCUGCUGCGCAAGGUGUGCGGCACGCUGCCCUACGCCGCGCCCGAGGUGCUGACCGCGCCCGGCGCGCCCUACCGCGCGCCGCCCGCCGACCUGUGGGCCGCGGCGCUCGUGCUGCUCGCCAUGCUGACCGGCGAGCUGCCGUGGGAGCGCGCCGCCGCCGACGACGCGCGCUACGCGGCGUGGUGCGCGGGCGACGCGACGGCCGCCGUGUGGCGCCGCGCCGGCUCCGCGCUGCCGCUGCUGCGCGCCGUGCUGUGCCCCGCCGAGCGCCGCGCGUCGCUGGGCGCCGUGCUGGCGCACCGCUGGCUGGCCGCCGCGCCCGACGGUGAGGUCCGCCGCCUCUCGCCCUCUGCGGAGCCGCGCCGGCCGUGUCAGGUACUAGGUGACUCUGAGUGGCUUGGGUCUCAGAGGCGCCUCGUGCCUCAGCACGGCCGCGCGGCGCGACGAGCCCGGCCGCCCCGCCCGCCGCGGCGCUUUGGCGAUUUAGCUCCUGAUGUCGUUCUGAUGCACACUAGAAUCGAGUUGUUUCUGCUAGCGGAUGGAACUGGAUUAACAUUGUUCCGUGGCGCGCGCACUGCGCGGGCAGAGGGCGCGCGCGCCAGCAGCUCGCAGCCGGCGCCGGCGCGCGCGGCGCUCAGCGCGGCCGCCAUGGACGCCAUGCUGAGCUCGUCGCAGCCCGCGCACGCCGACGAGUUGCUGCUGUCGCCGGGCGGUGCGGGCGCGGCGGGCGGGGUGGCGGGCGCGGACGCGCUGGCGCGGCUGGUGCGGCGCCUGACGCGCGUGUGGCUGCGCUGCGACGCGGAGGCCGCGCUGGCGGCGCUGCGGGCGGCGCUGCGCGAGCAGGGCUGCGCGUGGCACGAGCUGCAGCCCGCCACCCUGGCCAUCGAGUGCGGCGGCGGCGUGCGCAUGCGCGCGUGGGCGCUGCCGCUGGCGGCGGGCGAGGCGCGCACGCUGCUGGAGUUCCGGCGCUCGCGCGGCUGCGGGCUGGCCUUCAAGCGCCGCUACGUGCGCCUGCGCGACGCCGUGCUGCGCCGCGCGCCCGCCGCGCCGCCGCCCGCGGACCACGCCGAGUGAUAAGCAGGCAAUACCGGCAUUCAUUGCAAAUAAAAAUAUUUUUCAUA